CUAAACCUAAAUGAUGGAAGCUGGAGGACAAAGAAGAGCAAUGCUGGCCUGGUGGGUCGCUCUCGGAUUUUCUGUAAUGCUGAACUGUGUGGUCCCUGUUUCAUCCCAGGUAAAAUACUCAAUUCCCGAGGAAGCUAAAGUGGGAUUGGUGGUUGGGAAUAUCGCCAGAGAUUUGGGAUUGGAUAUAUCAUCGCUGAACGAAAGACAAUUUCGAAUAGUCUCGGGAACCGAAGAUGCUCACUUUAACGUGAAUCAGAACAAUGGGCUGCUGUACGUGAACGGGAAUAUCGACCGAGAGAAGCUAUGUGAACAUAUUUCUCCAUGUUUAAUGAACCUGAAAAUGGUUGCUGAGAAUCCAAUGGAAAUACAUUAUGUGGCAGUUGAAAUCGUCGAUGUGAAUGACAAUUCACCUAGUUUUCAAGAGGAAGAAAAAAUAAUUGAAAUUUCGGAAUCCACUCCUCCCAACAAACGUUUCCAGUUGCCAAGUGCACGAGAUACAGAUGUUCUGACGAACACAGUGCGAGUGUAUAAAAUUAACCAAAAUGAUUAUUUCACGAUACAGAUUCGAGAAAGAGGAGAGGACAAAAUACCAUUCUUGGUGUUACAAAAAUCCCUGGAUCGGGAAAAACAACAUGAGAUCAGACUAAUUUUAACAGCAGUUGACGGUGGGAAUCCAUCAAGAUCUGGGACUCUAAAUGUCACUGUAAUAGUGCUCGAUUCAAAUGAUAAUCACCCUAUAUUUAGUCAAGAAGUUUAUUCAGUAACAAUACCAGAGAAUGUAGAUCUGGAUACAAGUGUGAUUACAGUAAGCGCUAACGACCGAGAUGAAGGUUCAAAUGGAGAAGUUGAAUAUUUUUUUGGCAGUGAACUUGAUCCGACACUAUACAAUGUGUUCUUUAUUAAUAAAAACACAGGGGAAAUUCGAAUAAAGGGAGAAAUAGACUUUGAAAAGACAGACACUUAUAAGUUAGAUGUCCAUGCCACUGACAAAGGGCAGCCUCCCAUGAGUACUGACUGCAGGGUGAUUAUAAAAGUACUUGAUGCAAACGAUAAUAAACCAAAAAUAGAAGUGACUUCUCUGUCAAAGACAGUGACAGAAAGUUCAAAGCUUGGGACUGUCGUUUCUUUAAUAAGUAUUACAGACCAAGACGCCGGUUUAAAUGGUAAAGUUAUAUGCAGUCUUUCAGAUAAUGUUCCAUUUGAUUUAAAACCGUCAUUUCAAGAUAACAUGUACUCUGUUGUUGUAAAACAGCAUUUGGAUCGUGAAUCGGUUUCUCAUUAUGACGUCAUAAUAAAAGCUACAGACUGUGGUCAGCCUCCACUGUCCACAUUUAAAACCCUGAGUAUUGAUGUAGCUGAUGUUAAUGAUAAUUGGCCAGAGUUUUUGAAUAAUCCAGUUGAACUUUAUCUAGUAGAAAAUAACGUUCCUGGAAACACCAUAUUUUCUGUUUCUGCCUCAGACAAAGACUUGAACGAAAACGCAGCUUUAACUUACCAUAUUGUUAGAGAGGAACAUAGCCAUCAGAGGAUUGCUGCAUUUCUAAAUAUAAAUUCAGAUAAUGGACAAAUAUCAGCUCUGAAAAGUUUCGAUUUUGAAAUUCUGAAAACUUUCCAGUUCCAAGUUGUUGCCACAGAUUCUGGAACUCCAUCACUCAGCAACAACGUGACAGUCAACGUGUUCAUUCUGGAUCAAAACGACAACGCUCCAGUCAUCCUCUAUCCACUCAGCUCCAACGGCUCUGCUGAAGGUGUGGAGGAGAUUCCCCGCAAUGUCAACGCAGGACACCUGGUGACUAAAGUCAGAGCCUAUGACGCUGAUAUAGGAUAUAACGGCUGGCUGUUGUUCUCACUGCAGGAAGUCACUGACCACAGUCUGUUUGGUUUGGACCGCUACACAGGACAGAUCAGGACACUUCGUUCAUUCACAGAGACAGACGAGGCUGAACAUAAACUGGUCAUAUUGGUCAAAGACAAUGGCAAUGUCUCACUGUCAGCAACAGCGACUGUGAUUGUCAAACUUGUGGAGCCCAAAGAGGCCUUUGCAGCUUCUGACGUGAAAAGUGCAACAAAAGUGGAGGAAGAGGACAAUGUUACAUUUUACCUGAUGAUAACUCUGGGAGCUGUGUCUACACUUUUUGUUUUCAGUAUCAUUGUGCUGAUUGCAAUGCAGUGCUCCAAAUCCACGGACUACACUUCGAAAUAUCUACAAGAAACUAAUUAUGAUGGGACACUGUGUCACAGCAUUCAGAUCGCUUCGCCUCAGAUUCGGUACACUGUUCCAGAGGAAGUGAGAAUUGGAACAGUUGUUGGAAAUGUUGCAAAGGAUCUUGGCCUUGACGUCUCCACAUUAAUCGAGCGACGAUUCCGUGUAAUCCCUGGAUCUAAGGACACUUUUUUUCAAGUAAACCAGAACAAUGGAGCUUUGCAGGUUCUUGAGAAAAUCGAUAGAGAGGAGCUGUGUCACGGUAGUGGAGCAUGCUUAAUGGAGUUAAAAAUCCUGGUGGAGAAUCCUUUGGAAAUGCACCACGUAAUUGUAGAAAUUACCGAUGUAAACAAUCAUUCUCCAACUUUUUCCGAAAAAAACCAGACGUUUGAAAUAUUUGAACAAACACAACCGGGACGGAGAUUCCAGCUGCUCAGCGCUCGUGACCCUGAUGCUGGAAUAAACUCUAUUCGGAGCUACACCAUCACGCCAAAUGAACACUUCGACCUUGAUAUCCGUGACAGUGAUGAAGACAAAACACCGUUUUUAGCGCUCAAAAAGUCCUUAGACAGAGAACAGAAAAGCAAGCACAUAUUAAUUUUGACGGCAGUUGAUGGAGGCAAACCUCCCAAAACAGGAACCCUAAAUGUUUCCAUUAUUGUUUUGGACAGUAACGACAAUCGACCAAUAUUCAGUCAAGAGAUUUAUCAAACUGAAAUACAAGAGAAUGUACCAAUUGGAACGUCAGUAUUCAAAAUAAAUGCGACGGAUGCUGAUGAAGGUGCCAAUGGUAAAAUUGAAUACAGCCUUGGAAAAACACUGAAGAAAAUAGUAUAUGAGACGUUUGAGCUAGACCAAACAACUGGAAUAAUACGAAUAAAAGGAGAAGUAGACUAUGAAGAAAACGACGUUUUUAAACUCGACGUUGAGGCGUCGGAUAACGGCACACCACCUUUAUCAGGGGAGUGCCGCCUCAUCAUAAAGGUAAAAGACGUUAAUGAUAACGCACCAGAAAUAGAAAUAACAUCAUUGUCGAACACAGUUCGUGAAGAUUCAAAGCCUGGUACUGUCAUUUCACUGCUGAGUGUGACAGACAAAGAUUCUGGUGCAAAUGGAAAAAUAAUAACGAGCAUAACUUCAGAAGUACCUUUUGAACUGAAACCGACUUAUAAGGAAAACAUAUAUUCAAUUGUAACAAAAAGAUUAUUAGAUCGAGAGGAAAUGCCACAAUAUGAAAUAAGUAUAAAGGCCACUGACUGUGGAGAGAGCCAAUUAUCUGCGUCCAGAAUACUCAACAUUCAGGUAGCAGAUGUAAAUGACAACAGACCACAAUUUUGGCAGAAUCCAUUACACUUCUACCUGUCAGAAAACAACGCAGCGGGAAAGUCAAUAUUUUCUGUCAGUGCAACAGACAAAGAUAUUAACGAAAAUGCAGUUAUUUUAUACCACAUUGUCAGAGUAGGAGGUGAACAAGGCAGAUCGUCUUACAUAAAUGUCAAUUCAGAAAAUGGUGAAAUAUCCGCCCAGAAAAGUUUUGACUUUGAGACUCUGAAAACUUUCCAGUUCCAAGUUGUUGCCACAGAUUCUGGAACUCCGCCACUCAGCAACAACGUGACAGUCAACGUGUUCAUUCUGGAUCAAAACGACAACGUUCCAGUCAUCCUCUAUCCACUCAGCUCCAACGGCUCUGCUGAAGGUGUGGAGGAGAUUCCCCGCAAUGUCAACGCAGGACACCUGGUGACUAAAGUCAGAGCCUAUGAUGCUGAUAUAGGAUAUAACGGCUGGCUGUUGUUCUCACUGCAGGAAGUUACUGACCACAGUCUCUUUGGUUUGGACCGCUACACAGGACAGAUCAGGACACUUCGUUCAUUCACAGAGACAGACGAGGCUGAACAUAAACUGGUCAUCCUGGUCAAAGACAAUGGGAAUGUCUCACUGUCAGCAACAGCGACUGUGAUUGUCAAACUUGUGGAGCCCAAAGAGGCCUUUGCAGCUUCUGAUGUGAAAAGUGCAGCAAAAGUAGAUGAGGAGGACAAUGUUACAUUUUAUCUGAUGAUAACUCUGGGAGCUGUAUCUACACUUUUUCUGAUCAGCAUCAUUGUGCUGAUCGCAAUGCAGUGCUCCAAAUCCACGGACUACACUUCUAAAUAUCUGCAAGAAACUAAUUAUGAUGGAACACUGUGUCACAGCAUUCAGUACAGAUCUGGAGAUAAACGAUAUAUGCUAGUUGGGCCCAGAAUGAGUGUUGGAUCUACAAUUGUUCCUGGCAGUCACGCAAAUACACUGGUGCUCCCAGCCAGGAGGAGGGUAUCUGAAGAGAAAUGGCUCUGCCCCUUCUAUGGAGAAUAUGUUCAGGGCGACGGAAAGGACGCAGUACACGAUCAGAAGCACGAGCAGAAAGAGCCGAUGCCGGGAUUUGCACAGGGCAUGUCGCAUGAGGACUACAUUUCAAAUCUUUAUGCCUCAGCAUACGACAAUUUAGGUCAGAACACGUAA
Messenger RNA from Salarias fasciatus (jewelled blenny), 4699 nucleotides. Its product is annotated as cadherin-23-like. The record is from RefSeq and is a predicted model, not a curated record. Bases 11 to 4699 code for a protein of 1562 amino acids. The transcript has 3 exons. Gene Ontology annotation, biological process: homophilic cell-cell adhesion. Gene Ontology annotation, cellular component: plasma membrane. Lineage: Eukaryota; Metazoa; Chordata; Actinopteri; Blenniiformes; Blenniidae. Gene Ontology annotation, molecular function: calcium ion binding.